AUGGAGUCUUGGAGCCAUGUUUCUGGGGGGAAAGGAUCUAUCGCAAAUGAUACAAUUUCACCUUCGGAUUCUUCUGCAAGAAGUAAAAACAUAUUGAUAGGCUGGGAAUUGAAAAGUUUUGGUAAUAACAUGUUAGUCUCAGGUCAACAACAAGCUAUUGAGAACCAAGGUUUUAGUGAAUUUGGUAUUCAAGAAUUGGUAGGAAAAAGAAUACCUAGCAAUCCAAUUAGAGAUGUUUUGAGUAGAAAAGAAAGUAGUGGAAGAAUGAUGAGUCCAUUUAUGCCUACCUCAAGCUCAUUUCUUGUUGAAGAUGAGUCCACUUCAAAGCUUUCAAGCUCUGUGGUGGACUCCAACAGCAGUAGGGACUCAUCACUUUUUGAUCUAAAGCUAGGCAGGUUUGUUGAGCAAAGAGAUGCUCAUGCUCAUAACUCUAAGAUUUCUAGAGGAGCCCCUCUCUUGUCUUCUUCGGAGUCGUCUACGCCUCCAAAGAGAGCGAGAUUAGCCGAACUUACUUCGCAUACUGCCUUUUGCCAAGUUUAUGGUUGUAAUAAGGAUCUCAGCUCCUCAAAAGACUACCACAAGAGGCAUAAAGUUUGUGAGGUUCACUCAAAGACAGCUAAAGUUAUUGUGAAUGGCCUUGAGCAGAGAUUUUGUCAACAAUGUAGCAGGCAGAAUGCCAUAUGUGAUGUAAAAUGUGGUUAA
Pistacia vera is the source of this 702-nucleotide messenger RNA. RefSeq names its product squamosa promoter-binding-like protein 6. The transcript is spliced from 2 exons. The record is from RefSeq and is a predicted model, not a curated record. The coding region runs from base 1 to 702 and encodes 233 amino acids. Lineage: Eukaryota; Viridiplantae; Streptophyta; Magnoliopsida; Sapindales; Anacardiaceae. Gene Ontology annotation, molecular function: DNA binding. Gene Ontology annotation, cellular component: nucleus.